AUGCCAAAGCGUGUAGACGAAAACACUCGGAAGGAGAUAAUUCGUCUUUUCUUUGAUGGAAAUAGUUUGCGAAUGAUCGCCAAGGAAGUUGGUCUAGCGAGGGCAACGGUCCAGGGGAUUGUGAGGCAUUUCCGUCGCACCGGUUGGAUACGUUCCGACAAGAGUAGCGGCCGUCGUCGACUGAAAUCUACACAGGAAAUCUUACAGAAACCAUCCCUAACGGCAAAGGAAAUACGCAUGUCUCUCUUGAGGGAAAAUAUUUGCGUACAGGAAAAUUUGCCUUCGGUGCGUAUGGUACAUCAUAUAAUGAAAAGUGAUUUGAAUUAUUCGUUCAAAAAAAUAAGUCAAACUCCUACUGAGCAAGUUACUGAAAGAAAUAUGGAACGAAUAUUACAAUAUAUAGACACUGUUUCUCAGCUUGAUCCACAAACUUUGCACUUUUUCGACGAGACUGGUGUGAAGAGAACGACUCCAAAUCGCAAUCAUGAUUACGGUCACAGUUUACGCGGUCAAAAGGCUGUCGAGUUUCAACGCUAUGCUUAA
Messenger RNA from Saccoglossus kowalevskii, 543 nucleotides. Its product is annotated as paired box protein Pax-6-like. The record is from RefSeq and is a predicted model, not a curated record. Gene Ontology annotation, molecular function: DNA binding. Lineage: Eukaryota; Metazoa; Hemichordata; Enteropneusta; Harrimaniidae. Gene Ontology annotation, biological process: regulation of DNA-templated transcription.